GGUUAAAUUGUUCGCCGCACCUGAAAAACGCGUUUGUUGAACCGUGCAUUUAUUAGUGAAUCCCAGCUAGCUUAACCCCAUGAUGAUGCUCCAGGAUGGGUCAACACAGCUCCUCUGCCUCACAGCCAGCAGUGGGGUUCCUCUUUUCACAAGAGGAGCCUCCAAACAGCUGCCGUUCUCUGUCAUCGGCUCCCUGAAUGGGGUUCACAUGUUCGGAGGUGGUCAGGGAGUAGUGUUGUCCUGCUGUGAGACUGAAGGCGGGGGUAAGGUGGUGUGGAGAGUUUUCCAGGAUAGUGUCAUGCUCAUUGCUGUGAACGCAGGUGGACAAGGUGGCGCAUGCAGCAGCAGCAGCAAAGAGGAGGAGGUCCGUUUACAGCGCCUCCUGGAGAAUGCGUGGAACUGCAUGGUGCUGGUGUUGGGGCAGGAUGAGCUGGCCAGUAUCAGGAAUGUUGAGAGGCUGAAGAGGGACUUGCGGUCCUGCUUCAGCCUCAUUGAUCAGCUGUUGGAGGAGAGGCAAGAGGGCAUUCUGGGCAACCUGACGCACUGCGCUGAUUCACUGCUUCCCCCAAACCCCACUUUUCUUCAAGAGGCCGUGGAUGGCUUUGCUCAGGCUGCAGACAGUGAAUUUAGCUGCCUCCUCGUCCAUGGGAGGAUAGCUGCAGCCACCGAGAAGUGGUGGCGCCUAGCACCGCAGGAAGUUGUGCUGCUCUGUGCUUUGAUGCGGUCCCUGUCAGCAUCUGGAUCAGCCUCUUCUGACUACCCAGUUUUCCUUCCUCAGGGCAGCCCCACCGUGGCCCACCGCCUGCUCCGCUUCCAGCUGCUCCCCGGGGCAGAUGUGUGCGUGCUGUGCGGCCCAACUCCUUCCCUGCACAGAGCUGAGAGUGGGCUGGUGGGUUGUUUCUGGACACCCCUGGUGGAGACCCUGAGGGACUGUCUGGCUGUUGGAGAGCGCUGCUUACCAGGAUCUGUAUCUCUGCGCCCCGAUGUGCUGGCACUUCUUCUCAUCAACCGUGAAACACGCCGCUCAGUCUCCUGCGUGCGGACCUCCACUAAUAAUCAUCCCCUCUGUGACCCCCCGUUGCCCUCCAAGGCCCGCUGCUGGGAGCUACUGAAGCUCUUCUACAUCUUCAGCACGACACGCUACUUCACCCAGGAGGAGACUUUGUGUGUCUCCCCAGACGAGAGGGCUCAGAGAGGCUACACAGAAGAUUUUGUCCUUGGAUUCUCCCACCAGCCGCUACAGAGCUAUCUAGUUACAGAAGAGUGCAAAAGCUAUGGACUUCAGACACCGCAGCACCAGCUCUUCCUGCUUAUCCCACUGUCAGUGCCUACCUUUGCACUUCGUACGGUGGCCACACAGACUCUUUCUGAUAUAGUUGCAGCCACUGGGUUUUAAUUGAACCAUUUACUUUGUUACAGCAUCUUAAUUUUCUGUAAAACCACCAUCUUUGACACAAUAAUAUAUGAAUUAGCUGCAAAUAUUUCUCAUGUCUUGAUGACUGCAAACGUAACCACUAUAUGUUAGCUUCCAUCUUUAAACAACUGGUAAGAGCUGUACAGUAGAAAAGGAUAUCACUGUUAAUGGUCUCAGCAGGUAUUUUCUUUUACUAAACUACUGAUCAAGAAUGUAAUACUGACAAAAAUAUGAAAACAAGUGAAAACAUUAUACCAUAGUGAACUUCUUUGAGAUUACUUACUGAACAGUAACAUGAUCACCAGGAUUGCACUGUAUAUAAUGUAUUGGAGAGUCAUGUGAAACUGUUACACUGGGAUAAAUACGUGCCUUCUGUUUGUUGGUUUGACAUGUUGAAUAAUUUGACUUAAAAUAUGAUGAUUAUUUUGCUUUC
Messenger RNA from Micropterus salmoides (largemouth bass), 1847 nucleotides. RefSeq names its product fuzzy planar cell polarity protein (gene fuz). The record is from RefSeq and is a predicted model, not a curated record. The coding region runs from base 80 to 1396 and encodes 438 amino acids. The transcript has a single exon. Gene Ontology annotation, biological process: non-motile cilium assembly; vesicle-mediated transport. Lineage: Eukaryota; Metazoa; Chordata; Actinopteri; Centrarchiformes; Centrarchidae.